GGCAUAUUCAAAGCACAUUAUUCCGACUGUAUUUUUGGUCCCACUUCAUUCGCCCUACCUGCUACAGCUACUAGUUAGUGCUGAAAAAAGAAAAUUUGUUUUUUUUUCAGAUUCUCAAAUUGUUCUAUCCGAAAAAAUGUUCGACACUUGCGGCAGUUCAAUUCCUGGAAAAAAUAUUUGAUUUUGAGAGAAGUGUAGAUUUGUGAAAACGUUACCCGAUGGAACUGGAACGAAUUAAAUUAACCGAAAUAAUAAGAAUACGUAUCCAGAGAAAUGUACGUAUCGUCAAAAUUGGAACGAUUCUCCAAUGCAACCUGGUACGGGAUUAUCCUUCGAUAUUUCACAAAUUUUGAAGCAAGGAUCUGAUCCAAAGCAGAAGUUGCCGGAACGACAAGCCAUUGUAUUAUAG
Molecule: messenger RNA, 409 nt
Organism: Caenorhabditis elegans
Lineage: Eukaryota; Metazoa; Nematoda; Chromadorea; Rhabditida; Rhabditidae
Exons: 2
Coding region: 308-409 (33 amino acids)
Source: RefSeq, marked reviewed